AAUAGAAUAUAAAAUAAGCCUACAGCAUGGAUUUUGUAUGCUUUGAAUCACUGUGAUAAUUGCAGCAUUCAAUGUCACAUUCAUGAUUAAGCAUUAACCCCCCCCCCCAAAAAAAAAAAGGGGGGGCGGGAUGAACCAGUCCCAUCAGAAUCGCCUACCGUGAAUGAUCAAAAUUGUUGUACUUCGGUGUCCCUACGCCGUCAUGCUGAUUGCAAGCGCACAUCUAAGUCUAUGAUUAAAUAACGUUCAGAAACAACAGAGGAAGUGUUUCGUUCGUAUAUAAUUAUACACCGAGACUUAACUGGCUGUUAGUAUCCCGUUAACAGUUUUGGAAGUGUUUGAUACCAACAUGGCAAGGAACUUUUUAUUUUGUGUUUUUUGCAUGCUGUAUCUCGGUCGUACAACAGCAACCGUUGUGAGGAGUUGUGAGGGAAAUUCUCUGUCUCUGUCCUGUACUUCCGGGUUCGUGAUCAGUAUCAACAGGGCCAACUAUGGCAGGACAACCGGAAGUGAGACCUGUCCUCAUCCCAUGAUCUUGGUGACAGAAUGUUACGCAUCCAAUUCAAAAGCCAUCGCAAGGGAACUCUGUAAUGGACAGGCAAGCUGUACCUUGUAUGCAACCAACGAUGCCUUUGGGGACCCCUGUGUGGGUACUUACAAGUAUCUUGAGGUCGACUACACGUGCAGGAGAUCAAACAGCAUUGUGGUGGAAGAACCUACUUGUGUAGAUGGAGUGGAAUGCAAAACAAAACGCGCUUGUGAAGGUGGCGCCCUCUCUUUAUCGUGCUAUUCUGGCUCAGUGAUCAAUAUCAUCAAAGCCAACUAUGGCCGUACGAAUGGACAAGAGGCUUGCCCGCAUAAAAGGAUCCAGACAACGUCAUGUUUUGCAUCUGGUUCCGCAAACGCAAUGAGGAACCUCUGCAAUGGACAGACAAGCUGUACCGUUCCUGCGACCAAUUCCAUUUUCGGCGACCCAUGCGUCGGCACGUACAAGUAUCUUGAAGCAACCUACACUUGUGAGGAUGGCCCUGAAACGAAACGAAUCUGUGAAGGAGGUGCCCUCAGUCUCAGCUGCCCGGCUGAAUCACCGACUAUUUUCAUAUCAAACGCUAUGUACGGCCGCCAGGCCCCCGGAUCUCAGAUCUGUCCCCAUAGAAGUAUCCAGACAACCAACUGCGCUGCUUCCAAUUCUCUUGAUACUGUCCGAUCAACCUGCCAGGGUCAGUCCGACUGUACAUUGGCUGCCUCGAAUCGUAUUUUCGGUGAUCCCUGUACAGGCACCUACAAGUAUUUAGAGGUCGGGUACACUUGUGCUCGCCGAGUUCGUGCCUGUGAGCGUAACGCAGUUCAGAUCGUUUGUCCAUCCGGGCAAAAGAUCGAGAUCCUUGACGCUCUCUAUGGUCGUAUGGAAGGAGGGGACGUCUGUCCUCACCUUUUUGUCUUCAAUCAAAAUUGUCGUGCAUCUUCUUCAAUGCGCAUCGUGAAGGAUAGGUGCAAUGGACUGACCACCUGUACAGUCGCAGCCAGUAAUAGUAUCUUCGGACAACCUUGUUUGGGUACCUUCAAAUACUUAGAAGUUCUCUAUGACUGUAAACAGUAGGCCCAUAUGUAGACAUGUGGUGUGUUUUACUCAGCGUUGCCACAGCGAAAAGUGUCAAUAUUGUUAAUUAAGACCCGUCUAUAUCUUGUUCGUUCGUAAAAAAUCAUACUAUCCAAUUUUUAGAACUAGCAUUUUUCACAAAAUUCUCCUAAUUAAGAAAAACAGAAACUAAAGGAUUUCUCGCCAUUUUCAAUCACCAGAUUCUCGCAAUCUCUAAAUCGUUUGACGUUAUGCCACAUUUUCAUUUUAUAUUUUCAUAUUUUCUACUUGAAGUCUAUGAUAUGUUGGGCCCUUGUAAAAUUAUGCCUGUUUUCUGUGCCAGGCUCAUACACAGAAUCAUUCUAUAUUACAUGCAAAAGAAUGAAAACUGUGAUAGAAACAUUUAAUUAUUACUCCUCGCGUAAAAAAAACAUCACAUUGUGAUGUAAUUAUAUUUAAACAUGUAUAUGGGGCGCGGUUGUUUCAAGUGCUCUAGUAAAAGAAAAUAACGUGGUUACAAUUUCAUUGGUUAAAGACUAUGCUCAAUUCCAGUUUCAUAAUUUACUCUUUUAUACCGUGAUGGGUGUUAAUCUGAUGAUGUCAAUUAAAAAUAAUUUUUUCUGAAAACUGAAUUAAUUAAUUAGCUUGAGGUACUUGAGUUGGUGAGCCUUUUCAGAAAGGAUUGUGCAUGAUCACACCUUUAUAAAAAUGAAUCGUACGUUCUUAAUGACUGCGCUCCUAUUGGUUGCAAAAGAAGUUGCAUUUAAUCUUUAACAAUAUUAAUACCGCGUGUCAUUUGCUGCAAUGGGUUUCCGAUCCUACUAAAGGGAUUUCCCCCAAGCACAUACCAAGGAAAUAAACGUACCUGGACAACAAACCCGAAUAACAUUAGACCUGGAUCUGUUAUUCAAGUUCCUUCCUGAAACAGGUCUUAGAUCUUGAAGGGUCGACAGUGGCGGAUCUAGGAUGGGGUCCCUUUUCCUUGGCUGAGAUUUUGUUUAUCUUUUUACAAUAGUGUGUAAAAUAAUCACCUUUCCUGUUAGUAAGUCCUGGAUCCUCCGCUGAUUGGCAGUGUUAAUCUAUAUAAUAGCAUGAUUUCGGUCAACCACGUGGAAUCAAUCCUAGUUCAUAGCAAAAUGCAAGUAAAAUCACGAUGAAAAGCUGGGAAAUCUUUGUUGAGAAUUGGUGAAUCGGAACAGCUGACCGUCCUAAGAUCCGGAGCUGACGAAAAAUGGCAAAUAUGUCGUUUGUCCAGAGUCACAGACAACACUGCUGUUUCGAUUCUCCAAUUUUCGAUAAAUUACUUUGUCAUGGACGGGCUUUUGACAAUAGAUUCUCUACGUUCCAGAGAGCGUCUACGUCGUGAUUGCAAAAAGGACCUAAUGUCUUGGUGGAAGAGGACGGUUAAAAAGGAAAAAAAAGUCGCCAGAACACAAAUGUGGGUGGAAUCGGUUCUUGGGACUCGAGAUGCGGGCGCAUGAAUAUUGCUUUUUUCUAUCGCCCAACUGCAUAUAUGUGUAAAUUGGCCUGGUUGUGAUCAGCUAGAUACCAGACAAAUUUACGUUGAUUUCAAUGGGUCAUGUAAGGCAUUCGAUAAAGGCCGAACCUUGUGCACAUCACAAUGAACCGAUUCAUUAUAAAGCUGCAGGGUAAUCACAAAUGAUAAUUGUUACUCUAUCUUGAGUCCCGGAAAAAAUAUAAUUAAAAACUAAUGCAUGGUGACCUCUUGUAUUGCAUAUAUAUGAAGCUGACAGGGGGAUAUAAAGCUUGUUCGUAUUUUUUAUGGUUUUUUAAAUUAAAUUUGAGUGGACUGCGAAAAAAAUGCCUCUAGAACUCCAUUGUAAUUGAUGUCUUGUGAUUACAUGUGUAAUUCAUGUUUAUUUGGUUUAUAACUAUCAGUGAGAAGUGAUAAUUUUAAUAAACUCUAUUUCAUCUUUAUCUUACAGCAAGAAUAAAAUCUCUUCUUUGAUUUGAGAUUAAUACUUGGUAAACUGUUCGCGUAUAUGACAGAUUAAAAAAAAAUAGAUACCAAUGUAUGCCGGGAACAGUGUUCGCACCUAACUAGUGUAUGAAUCCAAAUCUACUCUCAUUUCGAGAUUAGUAAAAUAUGAUAACAGAAAUUAUAUACAAAUAAAAGGAAAUGCGUAUGAGCCUUUG
Messenger RNA from Lytechinus pictus (painted urchin), 3736 nucleotides. RefSeq names its product rhamnose-binding lectin-like. The transcript has 2 exons. The record is from RefSeq and is a predicted model, not a curated record. Gene Ontology annotation, molecular function: carbohydrate binding. The coding region runs from base 350 to 1600 and encodes 416 amino acids. Lineage: Eukaryota; Metazoa; Echinodermata; Echinoidea; Temnopleuroida; Toxopneustidae.